AUGGUACAAUACCAUCGGAGCCCUCUGAACCACAAAUGGAUCCCCCCACCCCCAGCAGCCAGGGCUCCCCGCGACCCCCCAAAGCGCAAAGGACUCCACACCACCAGAGCCAUGCUGGGGAGCUCCCUGCCGCCAGGGAGCAAUAACGCGGCUGAACCAGGGCCGACAGUCCCGAGCCCAGCUGGGGGCAAUCCCCGACGAGUGCAGGCAGAGCCAGCCCAGCCCCCCCAGCCGGCAGGGGGAAGCAGCGAGAGUCCCACCCCUGCCCAAGGGGGCUCUGGCGAGGAGAGGAGCCAAUGGGCCCCCAGGCCCAGGGACACGCCACCUGCCCCAGACCAGGGUCCAGAGCGGACCCCCACAUCAGGGGAGCCAUGCACCCAGAUUCGUUCAGAUUUUGACGAUGGCACUGGGAAUAUUUACUACUCUCUAGAAGGCAUUGGUGCAAACCAAUAUCCCUUCAAUGUGUUUGAAGUUGACCCUAAAUCUGGACUAAUUCGUGUGACCAAAAUUCUCGACAGGGAGGAUAUCGACACGUACAAUCUGGCAGGGGUCGCUAGGUACAGGGAUGGCACCUAUGCAGAGAAAAAUAUUGAAAUACGAAUGAAGGUUGUAGAUGAGAAUGACAACGCUCCAGUGUUUGGAGUCAUCAACCCGGGGGCGGUGUCCGAGCUCUCUCCUGCAGGGACUUCAGUUAUGAAAAUAACUGCAACUGAUGCUGAUGAACCAGGACAUGAGAACUCUCAGAUCGCAUAUUCCAUCAUUGAUCAGAAUCCACCUCAUAAUAUGUUUUACAUUGAUAAUGAUGGAACCAUCUAUACCAAAGAUUCUGCCCUGGACAGAGAGAAAGCAGAUAUGUACACUCUGACAGUGAGGGGUCAAGACCUAAAUGGCAGACCAGGGGGAAACACUGGAACCGGCACUGUUACCAUUAAAGUCCUUGAUGUGAAUGACAACCCACCCACCCUGGAAAAAUCAGAGUAUGCGGGCAGCAUUGAGGAGAACACACAGGGUGUGGAGGUGAUGAGACUAAAAGCAAAUGACCUGGACCUGAAAGGCACAGACAACUGGGAAGCUGUGUUUGACAUUGUGCAAGGCAACGAGGCAGGGUACUUCAGCAUCAAGACAGACCCCAACACCAACGAGGGCAUCCUAAUGCUUGACAAGGCUGUUGAUUAUGAGGUUGUGAAGAACCUUGAACUUGGACUAAUUGUUAGGAACAAGGCUCCACUUUUUGGAGGGGGAGCAGGAGGAGCAGGGGCAGCAGGGGGAGGAGGAGGAGCAGGGGGAGCAGGGGCAGCAGGGGGAGGAGGAGGAGCAGGGGAGCAGGGGAGGAGGAGGAGCAGGGGAGCAGGGGGAGGAGGAGGAGCAGGGGGAGCAGGGGGAGCGAGUGGUACUGGUGCGGGAGGUGGGUCUGGAGGAUCAUCAUGGCAAAGUGGGACCACAUAUACAACCUAUCCAAUCAAAAUUAAUGUGACGAACCAGCCUGAGGGGCCACGUUUUCAGCCCAAAGUCAAAGUCAUUCCAGUCUCAGAGGGAGGCAACUCUUUCAACAUUAAAGAUGUUAUCGCCAGCUACCCUGCAUUAGAUGGAGACACUGGGAAACCAGCAGAGAAAGUCAGUUAUGCCAAGGGCUCAGACCCUGACAACUGGUUUACCAUCGACCCAAAUACAGCUGAGAUCAGACUGAACAAGAUGCCUGACAGAGAAUCUCCACUCGUGGUCAAUGGGACAUACAUUGCUCAAGUACUUUGCAUUUCAGAAGACAUGAGUAAAACAGCCACCGGCACCAUAGCCAUCCAGGUGGAAGAUGCUAAUGACCACUGCCCCACCCUGACCAGUAACAUCCAGACAAUGUGUACCACGAAUACUUCUGUUAUUGUGAACGCCAAAGAUGAGGACGCAUCUCCUAACGGACCUCCUUUUGACUUUGUCAUCAUCCCAAAGGGCACAAAGGGCCAAUGGAAGGUGGAGCAUCUCAAUGACACUGCAGCUAUCCUGAGAGCCCAGGAGUCCAUGUGGCCUGGUGUCUAUGAGGUGGAAUUGGCAGUAAGCGACAUGCAGGGACAGGUCUGUCCAGAACCACAGAAAGUGAAGGUCCAAGUUUGUACCUGUGAGGAUGGAGUGGUGUGUGGAAAACAAGGCCUCAAUGGUCAGGCCAGCAAAGAAGCAGUGUUAGGACCUGCAGGCAUCGGACUGCUAUUACUGGGCCUGCUGCUCUUACUACUCAUUCCUCUGUUGAUGCUCUUCUGCCAAUGUGGGGAGGCUGCUGGUCUGCCAGGGGGCUUUAGUGAGAUGCCUUUCGACACCAAAUCACACCUUAUUAACUACCGCACUGAGGGCCAGGGAGAGAACACGGAGGUGCCGCUACUGACCAUGCCAACACAACUGGAUGGAGAUACGGUCUCUAUGGGUAUGAUGGCUAAAAAAUCUUCAGCAAUGGGGCCCAUGGCAGGUUUGGAUUUCCAGAAAUCCGUCACUUCCAUGGAUGGGAUGAACAGGGCUGCCUAUCAGGACAGUUUUGGAAGUGGCCACAGAGAAGGGACAUGGGGGACGAUGAACCAGCAGAGCGGCAGCGGUUUCUGCUCUGAGUUUGACGGCAGACAACGCAAACAAUCAGGAGUAGGUGGAGUUCAUGAUGGCAUGGCUUUGCCAGACCACUUCCUGGGACAGUACUACACUCAGAAGAUGACCAGUGGAAACGAGAGCCUUGGUGUGAAGGAUGGUCUUUUGGUUUACGAUUACGAGGGCCAGGCCUCCCCUGCUGGCUCAGUGGGCUGCUGCAGCCUCCUGGAGUCUGACAACGACCUGCAGUUCCUCGAUGACCUCGGGCCAAAGUUCAAGACCCUGGCUGAAGUGUGCGGAGGCAAGAAGAUCGCAACUGAAGUCAAACCCGUGUUCACUCCUCCGCCCAGUGCCUCCAUCAAUACUCAGAGCUCAGUAUCAAGUUUGAGGACUGCCCAACAGCUGCCCCCACCCCCCAAGCUGCAGCCGACUAUUGCCGAAACAGGGCAGACUGUAGUCAGGGAGACAUCUGAGCGUACUGAGAUGGUGAAGGAAAGCAAGGCCGCGGUGAGGGAAGGGAUGACCACGGUGAAGGUGAACCAAGGGAUGGCAAAUCAUGGCCAGAUGCUCCUGCUACAGCAGCAGCAGCCUGUCUACUACACCACCGCUCCUGUUGUGCAGUCGAUGCAGUACGUAGUCCAGCCACAGAUUCAGAACACCAUGCUGCUGGCUGAGGCACCAUCCACCAACUUGCAGGGCAUGGUACUGGUUAAUGGCACCCAGACUGGAUCUUCCCAAGGCAUGGUCGUUCAGGGGCAGACAGUGAUGUCCAGCGGACAAGCCCGGGGCCCCGGCAUGGUGCUGGUGGAGAGCGGCAGCGUCCAGGGGGGUGGUGCCAACCUGAUCUACACUGGCAACCUCUCUGGCUCCCAGACCAUGAUGGUUGUGGAGGGCAAGGUCCCUGCAGGGUCAAUGAAAGUGCUGAAGGGGAGCCAGACCUGCCUCGUGCAGGGGGGCACUCUACAGCCAGCAGGGCUUUCAGGAUCUCAGAGAGUCCUGGUGGUCGGAGAGACAACAAGCAGCGGAGGGCAGCUGGUCCAAGAGGCAGGAGGUCAGUCCCAGAAGAGUGACGUCUCUGGCUCUCAGCAAGGGCAGCACAUCCACUGGAUUUAAGUGCUGUGUCUCAUGUUACUAUCUAGUCAUGGUUUUUAAUGUGUUUUCUACAAACAUACAAGGACAUUCUUUGGACUUUCUGGAUAUCAGGUUCAAAUGUGUCACUGUACAGAAGAUUGAUGGAAUGUUUCAUGAAUACUCCUUUUUAGAGAUCAGUUAAACAAGUUGAAAGUGUUUGUAACAUAAAGCAAAACAGACUUCUGGACACUAACUGGUAAAGCCACAGCUUUGCACAAGUAACCUGACCAGCUUUUAAGGUUUUUGAGACGUGGGAAUUAAAAUGCUUACCCAACAACCAAGGAGAAAACCUCCCCUCUGUCUGUGGGGGGGCGUCCAUUUCAGCUCACUUGCACUUUGGUUUCUUGUGGCACAGCUUGAUCUUAACACGCCUGAUCUACUUUUACAAAGGUCUUAGAUUAUAUUUAGAUUUCAUUGCUGCUCUUGAAUGAACUACAGUAAAUGUUUUAUGUUGGACAAUUUUUCUUUCACCAGUCUAUGUCAUGGUGCCAUUUAUUUUGUGUUAUUUCCUUCCAGUCAUAAGGAAGGCUUUAGUCUGUUGAGCAAUUUGACCUUCUCCAGAAAAUAAACAAAAAUGUCAUUGUAGUUAGUGUUGAACUUACACAGGUUUGUUUAGUACUAUGCCGACAUAUGCUAAUGUGCUGGAAUACAUUUUGACAUAAUGUCAUCAUGUCUGUCUCAGUGAUGCUUACUUCAAUAAAAUCAAAAGUUUA
Molecule: messenger RNA, 4406 nt
Organism: Micropterus salmoides (largemouth bass)
Lineage: Eukaryota; Metazoa; Chordata; Actinopteri; Centrarchiformes; Centrarchidae
Product: desmoglein-2-like
Exons: 15
Coding region: 1-3675 (1224 amino acids)
Biological process (GO): homophilic cell-cell adhesion
Cellular component (GO): desmosome; plasma membrane
Molecular function (GO): calcium ion binding
Source: RefSeq, a predicted model, not a curated record